GGCGGGGCAGGAGGAGGGGUUUGUUGGUGAACGAGUCGGUGGAGAGAUUGGUAUAUAUUCGACGUGCUUUCCUCUUGAAUUGCUUCUCUUUUUCCUUCCCGACAGACUCAUUCAACUUUUACAGCUUCUAUACAGCUUCCAACUCCAACUUCUCUACUUACACCUUCAACUCCAACCACAAAACAACCUUCACAAUGGCUGCCAAGCUCUCCGCCGACCUCCUCCUCCAGCUGGCCAAGAACCGCCGCACCUACUACGCCCUCUCCAAGGACCUCCCCGUGACUGCCCAGCGCAUCCAGGAGAUUGUCAAGGAGACCACCCUCCAGACCCCCUCGGCCUUCAACUCCCAGACCAACCGUCUCGUCGUCCUCUUCGGUGCCGAGCACGAUAAGCUCUGGGACAUCACCUCCGACUCCCUCAAGGCCAUCGUCCCCCCCGAGGCCUGGGAGAACACCGCCACCCGCAUCGCCGGCUUCAAGGGCGCUGCUGGAACCGUCCUCUUCUUCACCGACGUCACCGUCCAGGAGAGCUUCCAGGCCAAGUUUGCCAUCUACGCCGACCGCUUCCCCCCUUGGGCCCAGCAGACCAACGCCAUCCAGCAGUACCUCCUCUGGACUGCUCUCGAGGCCGAGGGUCUUGGCGCCAACCUCCAGCACUACAACCCUCUUAUUGAUGAGAAGGUCGCCGAGACCUGGAAGCUCCCCGCCACCUGGCAGCUCAACGCCCAGCUCGUCUUCGGCGCCAAGGCCGGCGAGGCUGGUGAGAAGGAGUAUGCUCCUGUUGAGGAGCGUGUCAAGGUCUUUGGUGCCUGAACACGCCCGGGCCAGAAGCUAUGAUUAAUCAUGGGAAAGCGUUUUUGGAAUUGCAUUUAGCGGUAGACUACUAGAAGCUUGAAAUGAGCCGGCAUUGCAUAGUCUAGACUUGACGAAUAAACUAUUAAGAACUAU
This is a messenger RNA of Fusarium vanettenii 77-13-4, 947 nucleotides long. RefSeq lists its product as uncharacterized. Gene Ontology annotation, biological process: cellular response to oxidative stress. NCBI's taxonomy places the organism in Eukaryota, Fungi, Ascomycota, Sordariomycetes, Hypocreales, Nectriaceae. The transcript has a single exon. The record is from RefSeq and is a predicted model, not a curated record. Bases 195 to 812 code for a protein of 205 amino acids.